CGUCAAAAGACGCGUGGUUCGCUGGAGGGGUGAACAAUAAUGGCCGCGUUCGUGUGUGGUGUAUGACGUUUUCGGUGGAAUAGUGCACAGGCUCCAUGAAGAACUUGACAUUUGUAAUUCUUAUUGAUCGCAGUUUCGAAUAAGAAACUCCCGCCAUAAAAGUAACAUGGCGAACGCAUCAAAUGUUUUCCGGGUUGGAGGUGAGUGUGAUCACAAUAUAAACUUGGGGGAAUUUUUGACGAAAUGCUUCAACUUCCCUCGUCGUAAAAAAAUCUUUGGGACGUCGUUUUUGUCUCCCAGAUUUGAUAGCUUCACUCUUUGUGCAAACCUCAACUAGGAAAUAAAAGCUUUUCCUUGACAAAGGUGAUAAGUUUUAACGCGCGGACGAUUGCGUUAUUUUGCCUGUCUACCGGGCGAGUGAACAAAAGCCGUACGGUGUACGAACUUGUCGGGGACAUCAUUACACACUGUCCCUUCUUUUCUUGAAAACCCGAGGGAAAUCUCGUACAAUUGAUAUCUGGACACUGAUAAUCCUGUAAUUUGUCGAAAAAUGUAGAUACGAUUCAAUAAGAAAUGAAACUGAAACCGACAAACUUUCCGAAUUCGCCGCGAAUCGUCGUUGUCGUUUUCGUGCGCGCGAUACGGUUACCAACUAGCGGCCUGUCUUGGUGACCAUGUGCGUUUUCUUUCGCUGCAACCCGCCCAGUCAAUGAAAUUAGACGGUGACUAACAGCCCUAUUCUCUAUGCUAUUUACAGAUUAUGUGUAUGUUGAAACCAACCCGGCUUUACCGUAUCAAAUACGAAGAAUUGAGGAGUUGACCAAGGUAAAAAUUUAAGGUGGCUCUGUGCGUACUCAUAAAUAUGUUAAUUAUGCGAGGAUGUUUGAAAAUGAAACACACUUCAUCUUUUUUCUUAAGACAAGCAAUGGACAAGUGGAGGCAAAAGUCCAGUGUUUUUACAGAAAGCGAGAUUUAUCCUCGACGCUGGCAUUGCAAGCUGAAAGGCACUUAUGUAAGUAUCAGUUUUUUAAAGCUUUAGUUUGUAUCUUGUCAAAAAAGGUUGCCUGUAAAGUGCUCCUACACUUUCCUACGUUUUCUAUUUACAGGUAGCAAAAAGUGGUGGUAUAGUUUUUUCUUCUUCAUUGUCCUUAUAAAGUGGUUAAAUACAACUUAACAUAAUUUACCAUAUAAGUGACAUAAUUCAAUGUUGACCUAGACUAAUGUGGGACCUUGCUUCCAUGGUUAGCAUUCUUUUCUUCCUGACUUGGGAUAGUGCUCAGAAAGUAUACCUUGUAAAUAUCCUUUAAGCUUUAGACAGAAUUCUAUAGAUUCUGAGAAUAAGAAGGCUGGAAAUCACAUCUCUACUUCAAAAAUUUUGAUUUGGGCAUUUUUUUGCGUUGUCAUAUAUGUUUGUUUACUUUCAAAUGCAAAUAUUAUUUUUUUAAAAAUAUUGUUUGUGUAUCUCUUCUCCUUUCUUUAUUGUCAUCUGCGAAAAAUAAUAGAAAAGAAACACACAUUUCUGAUUAUUUAUCAAGAAAGUUGGUCUUUGUUUAGAUUUACCAGAACUAAUAAGUCAAUUGGAGGUUCUAGAAUGACAUGAAUUUUUCACUCUGUGUUUCAUCUCCUUAGCACAAGAAUUUUUAUAUGGUAAUUGUCAAUAACAGUUCAGAGAAAGACAUAUACCCCAGUUUUACUCAUUGCUUUGUGUUUAUAUUGCUCCCAGUCCACUGUGUGUAUCAAUAUUAUUAUUUCUAAGAAUUACUCACUUUUUGAAGUAACUAUCGGAUUUUCCAUUGAAAAGUGGAUUUUUCUGCUGUAUGGAGUUGUUUUUAUUUGUUACUAGAUUUAGGAAAGCAUAACAGAAAAUUUGUUGAACUGUGCUCUGUCCUUACAUGUACUAUGUUGUGUUGAUGAAAUCACCAGUAAAAUAGCUGGAAGUCUUAAGAAAGUAAAAUAUUAUCUGUACCCACUUAAUUUCCAUUUUUCUUAAGAUGAUGACCCAUGGUAUUUGUGUUUUUUAAUUUACCUUGUGCCCUGGGGACAUUGUGAUUAAUACUGAUUUAGAUAUACAGUAACAAUACUUAUGAUAUUCUUUGACACACAUGUAAUUUGAACCCAUGAUCUUUAGUAUAUAAUUUUCUUGGAUUUAAGAAGCUACUCUAUAUAUUCAAAUCCUUGGAUAACUGCUGCUUUUAGUAAAGAUUAAUAUCAUUACUGCAAAGUUCAAUAAAAUUAAGAUCAAUGUAGAGAUACAUAUUAAUGGUUGUCUUUCUCAAAUUAAGUCAAAUUCACAACUUUCCAUAUAACUGAAGGUAGUUGUCCAAAAAGUUAAAACUUUUGGCUGAACAAAAGCCUUUGGAAGCCUGAUAAACCCUCGAAGUUGAAAAAAUUUCUGCUGACCGAAACUUAACUUUUCAACUAACUUAACCUCAUCUCUUUUACAGCAAAAAUCUGUAGACUGACACAAAUUGAUUUUGUUCCUUAGACUGGUGAACUGUGUAGUUCACAAUGUGUUUGAGUUUUUUUAUGUGCACAGGGAAUAGGACAUAUCUAAGUAUAUGUUGUGGUGCAUUUUUUUCCUUUGUUCAUAUUUUUGAAUUCAGUAUGAUACAUUACCAUAAACAAAGAGUUUUCCUUACUUUCAUUGUAAACUUUCUUGGCUUUCCAUAUAUUUGUUUUCUGUGGCACACUUUUCAUGAUGUGCAUCAUACAAAUUCACCCACUGCAGUGCACUAUUUUGUCGAGUAUUUUUUAAAAGAUGUACCAGCAAUCCAAUAAUGCAUGAUUCUUAAAACUUAAGUUGACCUGAUGUGUUUGUGACUCUUAAAAAUACAUAUGUAAAUAAUCCUCAGAAGUAAGGUGGAGUUGAUGGCCAAAAAACAAGUUGUACCACAAAUCUUGACACAUCAGGGGUUUUAUAUUGUGUUACUACAGUGUACAAACAUGAUGUAAAAUUUAUUUGCAUAGUAUAUUUUUUUGGCAUUUUGACAAACAUUUUCUCUAAGUGUGAAAAUCUGAACCAAAAAACUUAUCUAAUGCAUGCCCAACAGAAGUGAUUUUCUAUCAUAAAAGUUUUGAAUUAUGUCCAUAAUGGUGCUAAUUAGAUUGUACUUAACAUUGAUGGUUUUACUAAUACUAAUUUUAGGUAUUUACAUGAUUUAUUCAAACGUAAUGUCAUGGUCUGGUUGUCACAAAGUAGUUGUUAUUUACCCACAGUCCGUGCCAGCACUGGUAGUGCUUUUGAACAAUAAUAUAUCAUGGUUUAAUACUAAAAGUGAUAAAAUUUUCUAGUUCAAUACCAUACCAUAAUAACUGAGUCUGGGAUCUUUAGUUACAAGACCAGUUCAGAAUAAAAAACUGUGAAACGUUUUUCAUUAACAUAUUUGAAGGUUAUUACCAGUCACUCAGCUUUAAAUAAAUGCAUGUUUUUUCGUGUAGCAUGCCAAGAUGUUAAAUUACUUGACUGUUAGAAAUUGUCAACACCUUCAGCAAGUUCCAGUGGAGUAUUUGGUUACUCAGGCCUUGAAGAAAGUUCUUUCAGGUCUUCCAUGACAAGCAGAUUUUCUCUUUGGGCAAGUAACCUCACUUGUCCAAUGGGCAAGGGUCGACACAAGUCAUCUUGUGAUUAUUUCAUUGGCUAACACAAGCUAGCAAUGGCACUGGGCAAGCAGAAUGCCAGAGCUGCUUGUACAUGUCUAAAGGACAUGCUGGAAUUCAAGCUUUUCUUUAGUAAUGUUUCUUAUGGAUGUUUGUUUUUACACAGUGCAAGCUGAGGAAGAUGCAGAAAUUGAAAUGGGAGAUAACGAAAUGGAAGAUUUAUUGAGACAUCAGCUGAGCCACAGAGAAGUAUUUUUGUCACGGCAAUAUGAAAACAUCAACGCUAAUACUAUAAGGUAAUAUUCUAGUUAAUCAGAUUUGAUGAUUUGCAGGGAGAAGUGCCCGUUAAUUGAAUUCACUAGGUAGAAAAGAAUUGGUUAAAAGUUCAUCAGCAUUUUUUUGGAGAUUACUAACUUAGCUGUAAGUUACUUGUCCAGGGUCUAAAAUUAACUUUGAUCUUGGUUCCCCUUUGGACAACCACCUUUUCUCUGAUCCAGGUGUCCGAGGUGAAAUCCCUUCACGUUACUUUAAAAGACAUGGUCAGCUAGUUUUCCAAAGUGACCGAAUUUUUGGAAGCCAUGAGUUUUGUUAAGGGAACAGCCGUGAAAAUAGACUUGAUUCAAAUUUAAUUCAGAUUUUGUCCACCAAAAUUGACAAAAAUAAUCCUAUUAAUGUGGAAAAUCAGAACUUGAUUUGCCAUACUUAACCCGUAAGGUCCCAAGAGUGACCGAUGUCAAUUUUCUCCUGACAGAAUCAGAACAUUAUCAAUGCUUUGGCCUCUUAUUUAAUUAUCUCAGCUAAUUCUUUCAGGAAAUGUAUGUUGAUCAGUCCAGAGAAUAUCGGGGUGUAAAGGGUUAAUACAGUUUGAAGCAAAAUAUGGACAAAUCUCUAAUAAUGGUUACCUUAUUGGUACUUAAUUUCGCUGGUCUUUAAAUUCGCGUUUUUUGUGAUUGCAAAAAAAUAGCAAAAUUAAAACCCCCCAAAAAUAAAUCCUUGUGAAAUUAAAAGCUGGUGAAAUUAAAUACCCAUAUAGAAAAUUCAAAUGACAGUUGACAUGUAAUAGCAACGAUAUGUAUCGACAAACACAAAUUGCUUUCUGGUUUUACUGGUAAGCUCCAUUUUGUAUCUUUUGCCGUGAAAUGAUGUUAGUUUGCAAAGAUUUCACAUAUCCCUUGUUCCAGUUUAUCUAAUUUUCUUAAUGGUUCAGACUUCUUAGAAAAAGAAAAUGAAGUUGAGAACAUUUAAAAUCGCAAAAUUUAAUACCCUUUUUUUCAUGUUAACUUGUUAAAUCGCAAAAAAAAACCCACAAAAUACUCUCUCACCAAAAUUCGGAAAUUACAACUGUAAGUACCUGGGAAAUUAAGUACCAAUGAGGUAUAUAACUUGGGCAUUAGCUUUGGCACAUUAAAAAUUCAUUGUACGAUUUUAAAAAGUGGUUCCAAAGAAAUUCCAAAGUGAGCCAGGUUAAUUUAUUUUAUUUUCUUUCAGAGGGAAAUGUUUGGUCACACUGUACAAUGAAGCAGAAGUUUUACCAAAGUAUUUAGAAAAAGAGGUGUGUUAAUAGUUUAAUUGAGUCAUGAGUUGACAACAUCUCAGUACUUUAGGGAAAAAUUGGAGGUUGUGUUUUUGAAAAAAAAAAGAAUACAUUAGAGAAGGAAUAAAAUGCAGUCAAACCAGCUGUAUUUCAAGCAUUCAACCUCUUUAAAGCGCUCACUUAUCUAAGUCCCAGAAAUCAUUUUUCUUAAAUACUGUAAGUAGAACUUACUUGUGUACAUAAGCUGUGAUCUCCUUUAGGUGGCCAUGAUUAUCUUUUCCAAGGUCUCAGCAAGUUAUUUUUAAUGGUCCUCACCUCUAUAAAGUGGUGACUUGGUCAAGAUGUACAUAACUAGUAAUGUGCUAGCUACACCGGGAUUAAGUGUUUAGCGGUCUUUUAUUUCCUUUCUUUUGGUACAAGAAUCAGUAGAAACACUUUGGGAUCUUUGGAGAUUUUGCUUUCUCACCACCUUCAUGUUCUUGAGGGACUCGUUGGUUUGUCAAACCUGUAUUUAAACAGUCAACCUCAAAGUGAUCAGUUGGCCAUUGCGAAAUGGUGACUGCUUAAUACAGGUUUAACUGGAAGAAAAAAAAUCUUGUCACAUCUUACUCAAGAAAUGUGUAAUCAAAAGUAAUUCUUGUUUUUAUAUUACCAUGUUGAAUAAAUUUCCUCCUCCUUGAUUUCAUCCAAAAGACUUUUAAAACUACAUUCCCCCAGUUGUUCAAACCCUGGAUAGCGCCAUCCACCAGAUCAAUUGAUCACUAUCCAGUGGAUAAAGGUUAGGGAAACUACUCGCAUGGAUAGUGUUAAUCACCUUUUGAACAACUGGGGCCAGAUAUAUAAAGACUUUAUAUACUACUAUGGUAUACUUAGUAUACCAUGCUCAAACCAUGAGACAACUAGAUUACACUUAUGUUGUAUUUUUUACAUAGGACUGGUUCCACUACUUCCUGGUUUAUGACCCACAACAAAAAACCUUAGUUGCAGACAGAGGUGAAAUGGGAAUUGGGACAGCAUAUCAGGCUCAUGUGCCCAAAACUGCUAUAAAAGGUAAUUUUUAUUGUUGGAGACUAAGAGGUUUUUAAACCAUUUAUCAAUUUAUAAUACAAUGGAAACUCAAAAUUUAAACAAACACUUACAGGAGCUUGCUGAGGUUUUGUCAAGGACUUUCUUUUUAAAAAUUUAAUUUUUUCACGAUUAAAUCUUGUCUUCAGACAUGAAACUACACUUUACUGUAAUGAGGCUAUGUGACAUGAUCCUAACUAGAAGUAGCAACAGCUACUACAUAAGAUAAAACUACAACAGCAAUUCUGGGAUGGAACAUUCUUGUUUAAUUUCCAGUAAAUAUGUUAAGUAUCAAUGAAAAAAAUUACUUGGGAUCUCCUUUGGCCCCUCAUUAUUGCUGAUGGUACUUCAAGAUUUUUUGUUGAUGAGCUAUUUAAAGAAGCUUGUGUUCUUUAUAGGGUUACAAGAUGACAGGGAUCUUUCAAAGCUUGAGACAUUAGUGUGGGAUCCAAACAAUCCUCUACAAGAUCAACACAUUGACCAGUUCCUCGUAAUAGCAAGGUAUAAUAAUAAUAAUUAAAAAUCCAGUGCUCACCUUUGACAUUUUCAAGGACCAGUGCUUGAGAAUUAUUGAUCAACAAGCCUCCCUGAGUAACCCAGCCCCUUCUAGGCUUCUAAGGUUCAUUAUAAAAAUUAUUAUUUUAGCAAGCUGUAAAGCUUGUCUUUGACUUUUUUCUGGAGCGCAGUGUCCCCGCACACCUCAACAAACAACAAGACAGUGAAUCUGUUCAGAUAUCUUUAAUGAGCAAACCUAGGCCGGCCUCUGAGGACUUGACAGAAGCCUCCAGAGUGGGAGGGAGGGAAAUAAAGAAAACAGCUACUCGAAAGACUAAGCAAGACACAUAUGAUCUGAUUACAACGUGAUGUCAGUCAAUGCCCAGCUGGCGUAACCGUUUGGUGUCCUGGGGCUAAUUAAGUUACUCCCUUGGAAUAUGAACACUUUUUCAUUGCUUCACUUACCCUUCCAAAACGUAUUUUAAUGACAGACUAGCUAGUGGCUUUGGGCAAGGAAAUAAACCUACAUGUACUUGCAUCCAACAUUUGAAAGAGUAGGAUGUACUCUUUUUUAAAAAAUCAAUAUUUAUCCAGGAGCAUCCAAUUUAGCAGAGUUAGUGUAAAUGGAGUCCCUGUUGAUCUGGACCUCUUUGACUAAAAAUGUCUUUUGCUUAUCCUUGUAAACCACUUACAGUGUGUACUGGUUAUUUGUUUGUUAUAGAUCCGUUGGAACAUUUGCAAGAGCACUUGACUGCAGCAGCUCAGUAAAACAGCCUAGCCUUCAUAUGAGUGCUGCAGCAGCUUCAAGGGAUAUUACUUUGGUGAGUGACUUUUUUCAUUAUCCUUAGUAAACCAGUAGACUUCAAAGGUUGAAUGUAGGCCAUUUUACAGUUACAUGUGGAAACGAGGCUGGAGUUGACAUUGUUUUGAUACAACCCUUCCUGCUUUAUUAUGUAAAUCAUGUUUUUCUUAUUCAAACUGGUAUUUUUAAGCAUAAUUUCCAUAUGAAAAGGAAAGAGGUUUGUAUCAAAACAAGGUCAACCUCAGGCUCACAUUCACUGAAAGGCUGGGAUUCUAAGCUCACAACUGUAAAAUGGUCUAUUUUUAAAGAUAUAUCAGAUGUUCUUGAAUACUUGUCAUUUAAUUUCUUUCUACCUCAGGAAAACUUUUUCAAAAAGGUUAAUGCUGUGGAUCUUAAUAGGCCAUUUGCACCAAGAGGUCAUAUGACAUUGUUUUUAUGAAAAUGAAAGUUAUAUUAUUUUACCUUCAAAAAGCGAUUAGUGGUAAUAUUUUAAGCAAAAUAAUAGUGAUUUGGUUUUGAGUAAGUUUGUAGCUUUUCAUGUGACCAAAUCCUGAUUUUUAAAAUAAUGAAUUACCUCUUUCUGAACUCAAAUUUCACUCUUAAACUUAAAGGAAAAAUAUUGAAAAGAUGAUGUGGUAAUGUUUACAGCACAUCUCAGAGUAACUCAAAUGUUUAACAAGAUACAAGCAAGGGGAGGUGCCCACAAUAACUCGUUCCUUAUGCUACGCGUAAUUCACAAGUUAAAAACUGAAUUAAAGUGGAAUUCUGAUUUUUUCAAAUCUUUGGCCAAGGUGGCGGUUGAGGGUUACAGUGUUUGAUUGGGGAAACAGGCCAAAUUGUGGUUUCAGGAUUGGGAUUCUAUUGUACAGUGGAGCCGCAAUGUACAUGUAACGACCCUCUAUAUGAAGAAGUCCUUGGUGUAAUGAAUGAUUUUCUUUACCCAAGUAAUAGUAAAGUUUAUAAAAAAGAGCCUUGAUAUAACAAAACCUUGUUAUAGCAAACAAUUUUUGCUAGUCCCCUGGCCCUUCAUUAUAUUGAGGUUCUGCUGUACUUUGAAUAUUUUGGUUAUCAUUUUAAAGAUCAAUUGACAAAUAUUUUUUAGGCUCAUGGCAUGUUUAUACUCCACAAUAACGGUUACAACAUUGGCAAGGCAAUAGCUAAUCUUGUUCCUGCCGGUGGACCUGUUCUGUGCCGGGAUGAGAUGGAAGAGUGGUCUGCAGGUUGGUUACUGGUGACAUUCAGUUUGUGUUGAUGUGGUGAAGUGAAGGUGUUUCUUCAGUAGGAUAAAUCUCUGUUUAGAACUCUCAAUCCGGAUUACCUGAGCCCAUUGGAAAUUGAAGGGAUUGUGUUUAAAUUUCACCCUCAUCUGGAGAAUUCAGUGAACCAUUAUUAGCAAACGUAAGCAAUGACAAUGGAGACUGCAACCAGAGCGAGAAAGAAAGCAAAGCAUGUGUAUCAUGUGUACAUUUCUUUGCAGUUGCUUGACUUCCAUGAUGUGUGAAAAUUCCUAACUUCACAUGAAAACUUGACAUUUAGACAUAAUUAUAUCAUUUAACAUUAAUGAGUUAAAGAACUAAUUGUUUAUCAAUUUUUUGCUAUUUUAGGAGAGGCAAACUUGUUUGAAGAAGCCCUUCAAAAAUAUGGAAAAGAUUUUUCAGACAUUCAAAAAGACUUUGUGAGUAGAACCUUAUGUAGAUUAUUAAUUUUAUGAUAAAUGCUCCAGUUUUUAGAGAUUUCAAAUUACAUUCUUUGCUGAGUUAUUAUUCAUUGUCAUAACACCCACAGUAGUUAUGGCUAUUUACUUUACUCUAUGAAUUAGGGUAAAAAAAUAUGUAGGUCUCAGAAAAAACUUUUCACUGGCUCAGCGUUUUCAGUUGAUGAGCAGUUCUCUAUAUACCUUGGACUACUCAAUGGUGUAUCAUUAAAAGACAAAAACUGUUAAUCUUGCAUAAAAAUCUUGGUUUUCCCAUCAUGGUCAAAAAAUUGAGUCCCUGACAGAUUUUAAACUGACAAGCUCUAGAAAGUAGUCGCACUAGGUUGCAGAGAGUUGCCAAGCAAGCUAGGUUUUACACUAAAGCAAGGUUUUAUUUUGUUCAUUGUAGCUUCCAUGGAAGAGUCUACCAAGUAUAGUUGAGUAUUAUUACAUGUGGAAAACCACAGACAGAUAUCUGCACCAGGUAGGCAGGGAACUUGAACAAAAUUAAUAAUACUUAAGUGUAUUUGGAAGUUAUCUUGACCUUUACGUUACCAUGCUCAUAUGGGAUGUUGUUAACAGACAAUCGUCUGCUCUGUUACUAAGGUUAUUUUUAAUGAUUUAAAAACUUCCUGAUGUAUGUGUUUGUGUUUCCUCUAAAUUUAACAUGAAGAAAGGCAUGGUUAUUUCAAUGUAUUACAGUAGUGUAUUAAGACAUAGUGUUUGUACACACAGUAACUGAUUGAAUUCUUUUGAGAACUAUUCUUGGUUUGCAACCACGUAACAAGGCAGCCAUGUUGGGGGUCAAAAUUUCUCGAAGAAUUUACACGACAAUACAGCUUAGUUCCCAGAUGAGAGAAAAGCUUUGGUUCUUGACCACUAACAUGGCCGCUGAGAUGCCGCAUGCAAACCAGCAAUUGUUGUAAAAAAAUGAAGACACUAGGGUUAGUAUAUUAUCAUUGUUCCAGCUAAAAUAACAUACAUUAUUUACAGGUAGACAUGUUCAUAUCAUUUUUACAAAAGUACCAUUUGAAUGAUAUGUUUUUACUUUUGUAUUUUGCAGAAACGACUCAAGGCUGUCUCCAAGGAAUGUAAUUUAACACAGAUAUACAUUCCUGGACUGUAAGUUAUUAUUGUUUUCUUGAUCACAACGUAACUUUUUUAAAACCGCCUAAAUUCAAAACGCACAGAGCCUGUUUUAUCUGCCCUUCCAAGUGUUCAAGCCUGCAGACACUUAUAUUUGUAAUUACUUUCAAAUACAAAAUAAACCAAUCCCUAUUCAAACAAGACACCAGUUAGACCAGAAGCUUAUUUUUAGAGCUUAAAUAACCCUUUGACAUGAAGAUAGGUUUGACCCAGAGGCUUUUUUAGAACUCUGUGUGAUCUGUUUAUUUUGAAGCUAGAGGAAAUGAAAAUGUGUGGUUCCAGAAAAUAUCCAGACCCCCACCACGGAGGGAAUUGGAAAUUCCAGGGGGGUGGGGGGUCAGAGGCCCAGGAAAUUCCAGAAGGGAGGGGGGUUGGACCAUAAAAUCACUUUCCAGGGGGGGCAAUAUCAUUUUGUUUUCGACCUGAGAUCGAACAUUGCUUCUUACCGACCUGGUAGAUCAUUUUUAGGACAUAAUAACUUGAAAUAUAUCACUUAAGAUUGUUCCUUUUAAUCUUAACCAGGUUUCCUUUCUUCCAAAAGCGUUUUGGAUGUAAUUUCAAAGGAAUUAGACCGACUACAACUCGUUUUAUCGCAUGCUCGUAUAUUCGGCCGCCAUUACUCGUUACCAGUCUUCCCCGAAAAAUCAACGCAUGCAACACAUCACGCAACACAACAUGUUGCGUCAGUCGAUCGAUAGAUCAGAAGAGUGGCAAUUUUGCCUCACGAAGCACAAGCUAUACAUUGUAACCAUUUUAGAAUGAAGAGUUUUUAUUCUCCUUUUCAUUUUCCCUUACUUUUGUGGUUAAACGUGUGGCAUGUUCUUGAUCGAAUUCUCGCUGAAAUGGUGUCGAUAAUUUUCACCAAACAUACGGCCAUCGCGCAUCACGUCGCAUCAGUCGAUCGAAAAACAGUAAAUUGAACUUGGUUUCCCUUCAAGUAUCUUCAAGAUGCAGGGGGUAUUCAUUGUUAUCAUUUCAGAAUUCAGAGUUUUUAUUCUCCUCUUUGUUUUGCAUUAAUUUUGUGGUCGUAAGUUUGACUUGUUCUGCAUUCCCGCACGAAAUGGCGUUAAUUCUAUCAACAUUACGCCCAUGAGACGAAUAACAAAUCGAAGCUUGCCCUGAUUAAGGUAAAUUCACAAAUAUAACCGAGUUGUUAACUUUCUCUGUUUCAUUAAAAGUAAGAGAUGAGCAAAAAUUACAGAUCAGGUUACUUUGUGGCGGUGUAGUGUGUUUUAAUGUUGCGAGAUCACUCAAAUAACUGGAUACAGAAGCAUACAAGCUUCUGAUGGAAACCGUUGGGUACUAACCAUAAGUUACCUCAUUCUUCUACUUUAAUAGUCUUUCUUCGUGAAAAUGAACUUUUCCAGAGGGGUUGGGGGGUCUUUGUCACAUUUGUGGAAAUUCCGAAGGGGUGGGGGGUCAUCAGUUCCCUGCAAAAAUGGAAAAUCCAGGGAGGUGGGGAGGUCCUAAGUGAAAUUCCCUCCGUGGUGGGGGUCUGGAUAUUUUCUGGAACUACACAAUUUACUUUACAAAUAUAACAUUGUCAGUAACAGUGGUCAAACCAGGUCUCUGAGAUUUUGUUCGUUUUUUAUUUUUUUAGUCGUUUGUUCAAAAAUAAUGACAUUGUGUAAAUUGUAAUUUAAUAAGAAGUCUAUUGAAGGGGCUGUGUCACGGCAGUCCAGUUCAUUUUGUUUAAUUUUACCAAUUACUCAGCGUCAAUCGCCAUGGAACUUAAAGUAAGCAAAGAAAUUACAGGUAAAUGACAAAAUUAGAGAUCCGAGACAAACAAAUAUGUCUCCUGAGCAUUAUUUUUGAAGUUGCAAGCAGCAGGUAUCAACUUUGAAAAACGGUUAGGCUGAACAGUUUUCAAAAACCCUAAUUCAAUCCAUUUCAAUCUUCUUCAGUUUUGCCCAUCCUUGGCAUCUGUUGUUUCUGUUAUGUUAUUUUAACCUUCCUUUAAAGUUUUAAGCGGUUAUUUUCAUGUUUCUCUUAAUUUUACUGGCAUUUUGUAAUUUCCUAAUUUGGCUGAAUUUCGUGACACAGCUCCUUUAAUUAUGAAAUUAUAUGUUAAGGUAAUUCAUAUGCACUAACAUUGAAAACACAGGAAAUAUCUGACUUUUUGUAGCAGCUAAAAAUGUUCAGUUUUCCAAUUUUUUCCUUGCUUAUGUUGUUCUUUUUCAUUUUAUUUUAUUUUUGUUUAGGGGUGGUAGUACGACUCAAUCAGGAAAAAAACAAACAUCAACUAUAAUAUUGACACCUCCACCAGGUGUGGCCAGCAAUCUUGUGGGUGUCUCGUGUGAGAGCUGCUAUGGUAUGUAGAGGUGACGCAGUAGUAUUACGAUAGUUGAAAUACUAUUGCAAUAGUUUCAAGAAUAGUGGUCUUCGUACAAAGAUACGAGGCGUAUCAAUAAGCACUGAGUCGGCCGACGAAACACCUUGGCUUUUUUGCUGAUAGAGGUCAGCUCCUUUUUUUCAAGAAAGAAGAAGCAACUAGUUUGAAUAACGUUGUAAACAAAAAAUUUAUCAAAAAAUCUGAAUGAAACGUGUUUUUAUGACGGCCCACUGGUUUUACGUUGCUUUAGUCAUGUGAACGCUAUAUUUCAGCCGUUUUUCACAAGUUUCCCUAUAGGUUUAUGCAGAAUUUGUUUACCUGCUAAAGUAUGUCAUUUAGUUUUCAUUUGUUCAUUGCUUGUAGGAAUUGAUUGUGUGACUGAUUGAAAGCUACAGUCUCCUGAAUGAAAAACGCACUCAUUUGUCCUCAAAUUUAGUCCGCAGAACGCUGAAAAUCGCAUUUUAGGACUUUGAAAUUUAAAAACUUUCUGGGUCAGAGCACGCCCAAACCCCCUCCUCACCCCCCUAGAAUAAGGGGACUAAUGGCCCUUUGUUCAUACAGUUCGUUACUCUAUUCAAACCUGCUGGCUACUUCAAGUUUUUGUUGAAACGCCUCGAUACUAUUGCAACAGUGCAUCUGCAAUCAUUAUUCAACCAAAAAUCAGAUGAUUGAUAGAGAGAUCUGUCUUUCACAUUAUGGACCAUUUAUUAUAAGGGUAAGAUUCUGGGGAUGUGUAUUAUCUAUAUUUAUGCAAAAGGCUUAUUCAGGCAGUAUGACAAGUCAAAUAAAAAUAUAACAACAAACAGAAUAACUUAAAUGCUCAUGGUCCCAUUAGUUAACUGUCUCAUUUAAUCUUAAGAAUAUUAUAGAUAUUUUUUAUUGUUUUUACUUAAUUUCUGCUCUCUUAAAUGCAAAAUAAGUGAAUUUUAAGGUUUAAACCUCACUUGGAACGUUACAGACAUGCCACACCUAUGAACAUCUAGCAAAGUUUGUUUUAUCUGGCAGUUUUUGAUGGUUUAUCUAGUAUAUUCAUUUUUUGCACUUGUGGUGUGUACAGGAACCUCAUCCCAACAAUGGUAUCCCUGGGGUGUACCAAACUCUCAGCACAAGUUCUGGCUUUGUACACUGUGCUGGAUUUACUGGAAGAAAUAUGGUGGAUUAAAAAGACCGGGUAAGCAUAUUAAACUCAUUCAAACAAAGCCAGAUAGUAACCACAACAUCAUCAACAACAAUUAUUCAAACUUAAAUUACACAUGACAAUGCUUGAUGCCCAUGAUUAGCUUAAGUACGUUAGUCAAGACAGGCACAAAAAAAAAUUGAUUAAUAAAUGAAUGAUAGAUAGAAACCUAGAUGCACUCUAGUCAUUCUUUUUUUUAUGUCUAGUUUGUAUCAAUAAUUAUUAGCCUGAAUUUCAUCCGAUUGCUUCGAGUCGUUUUCUCCUCUUACUGAGGGAGUAAUAACAACUCGAAGUAACCGGAUGAAAUUCAGGCUAAAUAAAUAUGGUGUAAGUUGCUGAUGAAAGUGUGACCUAUAGAUUAGAUUGAUAAUAUUCAUUAUAAUUAAUUAUUUAGCAGGACAUUGGAUAGACAAUCUAGUUUUUGUUACAUGCUUAUUUUAAUAUAUGCAAAGUCCAAGGACAGAGCCUUGGGGAACAGUGCAGCUCUAAAAUAAAAUGACAGCUUACCAAUAAAUUUAACACACAAGACUCAUUCGGUAUGCUUACAUAACUGAUUAAUUAAACAUCUGUUUUUCUUUCUUUAGAUGGUUUAUCUGGAAAGGGUCAUGGAGGCGGACUGGAAACGAGAUAUACGUGUAGAGUUUGUGGCAAAGUGUUUAACAGAGCAGGUUUGUGAAAUAGAUGCUUCACAGUAAGCUUUUUUUUAAAAAUAAUUUAUUUAUUUAACAUCAUUCAACAUAACAUUACAAUAAACUUUACAAUAACAGGGCGGCAAAUAAAAAGGAGGCGAAACAGUAAAAUAAAUAAAUAAAUAAACAAACAAGCAAAAUAAAGCGAAAUACGAAGGUUCAACAGAUUAACGACAACAAGCAGAACAAAUAGGAAAAUGUUUGCUAAAUUACUAUAAAUCCAACACUAAUCAGAAAUGCACAGCGUGGUCCACGUAUUUCUGUAUUUGUGAAGAUUUCCUUUUGUUAUUGCACAGUAAGCUUUCCUCUAAGACAGACAUUGCUGGGAAAAAGAAGUAUUAGCAUUCUCAAUACUGAAUCCUGACUGAGCUUGCAAUAGACCUAUUCAGCUAACUCAAUGUUGUACCCAAUUCAAAUCUCCCGGGGAUAAGAUUCUUUGUGUAUUGUAUUUGCAUUAUAAUGUGGCAUUCACAUUUAAAUGAUAUGGAAAUUCCUGAAACAAAACAUUUUAUUCCCAAAGGGUUUGAAUUGGGUACAACAUUGAGUUAGCCGAAAAGGUCUAUUAGGCAUGAAAUAAAGUUGUCUUGCACUGAGGAUGUGGGUACAAAACGGGAUAUCAGUUUUUUUGCAUGAUUUAUUUAUUGUUUUUGGUGAACAGCAUUCUUAAUGUCUUGAACCUUAUCCAGUCCAAAAAAAGUUGACUGAAGUGUAUUAAGGGUAACAAAGUUUUUUUUUGUGUGUGUGAGUUAGGUUUUUUUUUAUUUUUCUUAUUUUAACAUUGCCCAUAAUACCAUUUCAUCGUUCACUAAAUUUCUGCAUGUGUUCAAUUUCUCUUGGUACAAUACCCUUCUAUUAAUUUUUGUGGUGUUUGAUAGAUUUAUUAAUCAAGUGCUGUUGCUUUGUUGUUUUGCAGACAAAUGCCAUUCAGUGUGCGAGAAUGGUUGAGAUUUACUAAAAAUAGUCCUUCUACAAGAAAUUCACUGCUUUUUUUGACAUUUUUCUUAUCUGCAGAGCGUCUCUCCAGCCACAUGUCAAUUCACAAAAUGUACAAAUGUGCAGUGUCACGGUGUGACAAGGUCAGUUUUGGGGUUUACAUAGAAAGCUUUUUUAGCUUAGAAAAAGUAUUUUAAGGUUGAGUUUAGUAGCACAGUUGUGUCUUAUGUUAUGUGCGUAUUCUGAUACUCAAUUUAAAUGAUAUUUCAUAUGGAAGGAAGCAACAAGCUAUAAAUUAUGCUUUACAAGAUUAUUGCUAAUGGAACUGCAAGUCUGUCGGUGAAAGCCUAAAGCUGGGCCAUUUGAAGCCCAUAAAUGCUUUGUUUUGUUAUUUGUUUGUUGAUGUUACUCAAGGUUAUUCAUUUCACUAAAUUUUUUUUCUGAAGGCAUUUUAACGUCCGCGGAAACAAAACCCUUUUCUGAUAUAAUUUCAUUAUUAAAAUUUUUUAAUGAAACUGACUGUUCUAAUUUGAUUUUCUUGGACAUCUCGGUAUUUUCAUGGAUGCAAAGAGUUAAGAUGUAGGUUCCUUUAACCUGAUUUUAAUCAUGGUUGCUUUGUUGGAAUUGAAGUAUAACAAAUUUCUGCUAUUUGUUCCUUGCAGGUGUUUAAUUCGCGUCCAAACCUCACUCGGCAUCUAACGGCUGUGCAUGGGUACAGGCCACCCAGCCCACGCAAACUAAAACCCAGGUCACCAUUCUAUAUGAAAGCCACACCGCUGACCAGACUUUCUCGGCGGCUCUGUCAGGAACUGUAUAAUAAAGUGCAUCACUGCCGAGUGCCCGGAGGGGCAUUAAACACACAGGAAAUCAGAUCCCAAUGUAUGUGGAUUGAUUUGACUCAUAACUAUAAAUUUUGUAAUCGCCGCGGUUUCAGAUCAUGAGAUUGUUGUAUUUAAGCUUCUCUGGUUUACCUGCCUCCUACCUGCUCGCGCUGAGAGCAUGAUCUGGGGGGCUUGAUCCAGUUAGCGUUAGAACAAACCAAUGAAGUUCUGAAACUGUUAGCUCCUACUCUCGUCAAGGGAACAGAUGUACAAUCAAUUCUUCUUAGGCAGUCAUCUCUAUCCAACGGACACUUGGAAUUAGUCUCUUUCUCAAGUCAUUUUCUCUGACUCUCUAUAAGGCGGAUACCUUGAACCUCGUUUCCAGGGCUUUUCCCUUAGAAAAUAGAAAUAAGCCUAAAAACGAGGACGGAAUACCUUUUCAAGAGGGUCAAGUGCCGGUUCCGACGGUGUCCGCCUUAGAGAAGGUCGACUGUUACCUAUCUUGUAUUCUCUGUUGUGCUCAAAUCAAGGUUUUAUUUUCAGGUUUAAAGAGGCUUGAGACACCCAAAGCAGACGCCAUAAUCAAGGCCAAAAAGCAGAUGAAAACACGAAAAAUCCAUGAUGUCGUCGACAAAAUCAAAGCAAAUCCUCCUAAACCGCGCAAACCAAGACCGCCAAAGCCAACGCUCCUACCCAUCCCUAAGGAACAAUCGCCAACCACACCCUCACCACCCACCCCUACAGGACAUUCAAUCACCUCCCCAUCCCGGAAAAUGAUUCCCCCUUCCAAAAGUUAUGUGCCGAUUCAGCCGACCCCACCCAAGGCGAGUGACUGGAAAUAUGCGGCUAUACCCUCAGCUAAACCUGUUGUUCAAAACCAACCGCUUCCUACACAAACCAGUAACCACAUGAUGUCUCGGAAGAGAUCUCACGAUGGCGGCCAAGUUCAACAGAAUGGAAUUGAUGGUAAGAUACUAGAGAUCAUUAGGUUACAAGACGUGGUAGUGUACAGUAGUGCACGCGCGUGAACUAGCGUCAUUUUGGCGAGAAAACAUGGUAGCCGUCGUCAUUCUACUACGAGUACGUUUAGCGAGAUUAGGGAGCUUAAAGGUGAUGUUACACGGGAUGUUUCGCAACGACGCUUAUUAGAGCAACGCGACGUUGCAGCAUUGGUUUGAAUAGCUGCAACAUUGUUCCAACAUUGCAACGCUUUGUUCCGACGACGACGGCGACGUCAACGAGAACGGCAAACAAUAGGUUGGAUUGGCAAAACAGCAACCCUCACGUGCAUCGUGCAUUUUUGCCGUCGCUACACGACUACGACUUGAAAAUGCCGAAUUUCUUGUUUUAUGGAGGGCGUGAACUCAAGACAACGACUUUUCUUUUCUUUUCCUGAAGUUCGAUACAGUCUUUUAGAACUCAAGUCCAAAAAAUACUGCCAACAUUUGACGAAUUAAAUGACAUGGAAUAAGAGCGAUCAAGUUUGAAGCAGUGCGGCUUCCUUUAUAAAUGACAUUUUCGCAGCCGUCGUUGUUGCUUAAGCUCCGUAAUGUCGUAGUGACGGAAACAAGUUAUCAGAUGUUAGAAGUUUUAUUAUUUUGCGAUCCUUCAUUAAAAAUAACCGCUUUAAAGGAUAAUACGAAGAUGACAAUCAACGCAAAUACAGUAGCCGACGCGCAGGGCGGGAAAACGCGUGAGAAUUUGGCAAAGCUACGCGAGUUUGUUGGACAGUAACAUACCCUUAACAAUGUAAACCAAAGCAAUACCAAAGUCAACCAAAUCUGGUCUGUUUAUUUCUGCAGGCCCCUCACCAAAGAGGCUCAGCGCAACUUCUCCUUUAGGAAAGAAAGGCUGCGAGUGCACUUAUUGCGGCAAGAUUCUUCACAAUCAGGGUGAGUCUCUUAUGUUUCUCCGGAGGAUGGGGGACUGCAGAGAUUUGUUUAUUCAUACUAUAUAUGGAAUUUGCGUUAGUUUUUUUUAAAAUGUUUCGUAGUUUAGAAGGAGAAUGCAUCUACAGAAAACUGCAACUUUUCCAGAAACUCUUUCAUUUUUACGAUACGUUUAACCCGCUGAUCGCGUAGGCUAAUUUUAGCGAGCACUAGAGGGAAUAGACUGAGACACCAGACCAGUCUGCCAGCAGAUGAGAUUCUGUCUUUACUGGCUCAACAAGUGAUAUUUCUGGUAUCUAACCAUCCCCUUAAACAAAACGAAAAACAACAUUUUCAUGAAUGCCAAGGUAUUACGUUGUUAAUGAACCAGAAUUGAAAUGUUUACUCUUUCUUUCUUAAUUUGUUUAUAGCAAGUCUAAUACACCAUGAACAAACAAUGCACACGUCCACCGAGCCACCAAAACAGCGGUCAUACCCAGCAUACUGUGACGUCAGUCCAGCUCUAGGUCCCGGAUCUACCAAGAUCGUGCCUUACGCCCAACACUCAGUGACGUCAUACAUUAACGGCCAGCUCCAUGUAGAACGAGCUGUGCCCAACUAUGCUGCCCAAAGCGCGGGAAACAAGCCCUACCUGCUCCCCAAACCCCCUACUACUGCACCUGCACCUGCACCUGCACCUGCACCUGCACCUGCCAUCAAGGUAGAGGGUGGAGUGACUGCAAAUGCGGCGAGUAAUGCUGUGCCAAACAAAGUGAUUGUAAGUCAGAAUACCAAACCAGUCGUUCAUAACAAGCCAGCUCCGUCAGUGAAGCAUGUUAUGUCAAAAGGCGGUAUCCAUCCACAGUUUAUUGAUCCCCCCGAGGAGUUUCAAUUCUUGUCGAACAAGCAUUCGAGGUAAGUAAGUUGGCAUUAUUAUUGUUAUUAGAGAAAUGUUAAAGCGGCGAAGUUUGUAAAAUAAAGUAUUCAAGUUUUAUUCUACGAUUUUGUUAAUUAUUUCAUUACUUUGCCGUCGCGAUCGGUCCACAGGGUCCAAAAUUACGCCUUCCUGGUCGCCAAUGCGACUAAAAAUUUAGUCCUGGCGACCAGAAUUUCAUAGGUGGUCGCCAGCUAGUGACUUGUAAAGCUGGUUGUUAUUGUGUACUUAAACGUUCGGAGAAACUGAUUAAGAAUUUAAACCUCUAAGCUAUUUGCCAACAGGUGUCUUACUUUUUGUCCAGCUGAUAUUUUUUAAUUAAAAGUGAAACGAAUCUUCCUGUAAUAAUACCUCCACAACAGCUACGAUCAAUACGAGUUGAACAUUUCCAAGCCGCCAUGUUGUUUUCAGCUGAAAUACGGUAAGUACGUUAUGUACUUUGUGGACUGGUACAAGUAAUGUGGCACAGUUGUGGCCUGGUACGAGCAACAUGGCGGCUAUGUUUCGUGGUAGUUAACGGAAGAAAAUAGAGUUUUGAUAUGAUCAGUGCAGUCAUGAGCAGACAGCUUUCUGUUCCUACGUUCUAGGCCAGAUAGCUUUACAUUUAUAUCUUCAAAAAGUAAUUUGUGGAAAAAAUAAGACUUCACUCGUACACGUACGGUUGCUUUCUGGUAUCGGGAGCGGGAGUAGUGCAACUUUUGAGCACAAAAACGUCCAUACCAUGCAUUUUUUAUUCGUGUUUAAACUUUUAUUUGAAAAAAAGGGAGGGGGAAUUUUUGGCGACCACAAUUUUCCCUCUGGCGACCAAAAAUAUAUACUUGAUCGCCAGCUGGCGCUCGUAUUAAAAAGUUAAUUUCGGACCCUGGUCCACCUACUUUAUCUUCGAGAGAUUUGCUUCUGCUUAUCGCCGGGGUAGCCUUAUUUUAGGCGUUCAGAUUGUGACAACAGCGCAAAAAGAUGUUAACGGGAAAAAACCAGCGAGGAGUGGGGUAGGGGUUGAGGAAACGCGUGCUCUACUACUCUCCGGGUUGUUGUAAGUAGGAGAAUGAGAUCCCUGUGGUCAUAGCAUUUACUCUUUCUCUGUAAUUUUUCUUUUCACAGGAAAGCCCGCAGGGCGUUGUCAGUUGAGACUCAAAGGAGAGUAUCUCGGAGGCCAUGGAAAGAGGUCAAGUGUAGUGUCAAUCUUCGUGCUCUAAUUUAUGCCAUGCCCCAACCACCACAAAUGGAUGCUGUUGAACCUAUAGUCAUCGAUGAUGACUGAACAAGAGUCCGACCUUUUGAUGUCAUUGGACCCCUGAGGGGGAUUUGAGAGUUACAAACGUGAUAGAGGUGUUUUAUCGCGUGCUUUGCUUUCUGAAUAACGCUUUGCGGGGCACUUCUAAGACGGUGUGCAUAAAACGUGCACACCACUUGCUCGUAAUUCCAAGUUCACGCGGAUGGGCGUCUUAGAUCACGUGAAUGUCCACAAGCACAAGGAUCACUUGACUAAAUGGUUCGAAUGUGCUCUGCACAAAAAAAAAACGCUAACUAAAAAAGGGCGACACUAAUUACAGCCUACUAGAUUGCGAUUUCUUUUAACAGAAUAUUUGUUUCCUGUUACUGGUGUCACACUUUUGACAACCGAUUGCUGUUUCAUUGACAUCGGAAAAUGUGUUUCGACCGUAUAAUAAUAACUUAGUGGGGAAGAAACCCGUACACGUGUUUCGUGGAACUUUUCGCACUGAUUUUUCACCGUUGCUUUUCCGCAGUUAGGCAUAGCACGUGGGUGAAGUUGGCAAAGACGGGCGUUGGUUACAUCGCAAAUUUUAUCUUACCUUGUCCCGAAAGGUGGAAAAAGUUUACCCAGGUUAAGCCAAAUUUUAAGCAAAGUUUCUUUACUUGGAACAUGUAUCUGGACCUUACAAAACACAGGCCAAUCCUAUCUCCGAAAUCCAGAUAUGACUACACAAAAUAAUCCUGAAUAAUCGAAAGGAAGAGAAAAAAUCGUGGAUUAGAAUUUUAAUUCAGAAUAGUGCUAUAAAUCGGCCUUCUAGGAACCGAACAGUGUUCUUAAAUCUUCGAUAAAAGAGGCCGUUCACGGCUGUUUUCAACCACGUUACUAGAUUGAAAGUGUUUUGCACUCAUACUGAACCAUGCCCCUCUCGUUUGUGUUCUUCGUUUUACUACUCAGUACAUUUUUCUUAAGUUAUAUAUCCGUUCUACGCUUUCCACCUAUCUUUGCCAACUUUUUCUGAGUGCAAGCGAAUGCUUCUGUGGUUGAGUUUCGGGAAUGUUUUGCGAUGGUCAGGUAUCAGUGUAGAUUAGAGCUAAUACAAAGAAAUACAUAUAAUUCACAACUGCGCAGAAAGACCUUAAAGUAAUAUGUUUUCAGUACAUUGUACAAUAGAGUUGAUGGCGUAUUCCUUUUAUACCAAGAAAACUAUCUAAUGCAUCAGAUUUUUAUUUUAAAAGUUCUUUGUGGUAAGUGUUUUGAUGUAUAUGUAAUUAUUUAUUUGGUCUUUGACAAGACUGUAAGUGGGAAAACUAUGAAAAAAAGCUAGGAUUGAAAUGCAGCUUAAAUCCAGAACAAAGAAAUGAAUGCCAUUUUGAAAGAAGUUUCCAACUGCAUUUUGUUCCUAUAUUUGGUUCCUUCAAGCUACGAGCGAUUUUCGUACUAGUUUCCCGAGUAAUUAUCGAUUAUUGACUUCGGCAAUUACCUUCUUCAGCUCCGAAGUCUUAAUACCUUACGACAGGCUCAAGCAUACCAAGUUCAUGUAUAGCCUCUUUUGCAGGGAACUCUGAAGGGCUGGAGAGGGCGUCGAACUGAACUCCUCUCUAGUUUGCGUCUCUUUUAUACUAGGCGAUCAAUUAACCUUCCCUAUAGACCUAAACACAUACGAUCGUUUGCACUUGAUAACGGUCAUUUACGAAAAUUGAACAGCGCGUCACGUUUGCCUUGCGUGUCGGUGUAAGAGGGAAAUCGCGGUAACCGUCAUUCCGCAUAUUCUGCGGCUGCGCAUAUUUCCUUGCCAGCACCACCCUUCAGGUCUCUUCCAGGAGCUUUGGUUUCUCCUUUUCUCGUUUUGAGAAGAAGGCUACUUUAACUUAUGCUUGAGGCAGAUUCUUAAAGACUAAAUUAUCCUUCAAGACCUUCAAUAAAAUUUGUAUAUAGUC
Porites lobata is the source of this 22239-nucleotide messenger RNA. The record is from the annotation of a GenBank genome assembly. NCBI's taxonomy places the organism in Eukaryota, Metazoa, Cnidaria, Anthozoa, Scleractinia, Poritidae.